AUGGCUCCCACCUCCCUCACGCCCAGAACCUGUUCCUCGUCCUCGUCCUCGUCCAGCGUUCGCUCGAACCCAUCCAAGCUUCCCUCAUCCACCACCCCCUCCCUCAGUGCGAUCGUUUCCAACUUAUUCCAACGCACGUCCCUCCAUCGCAUCAACGCAGCUCCCCCAACCGAAACGGACCCUUACUCGGACAAGACGAUCGCUUCCCUUCUGCUCGCCGAAGCUUCUCGACCGACGUCGAACCGAUCCCGAUCGGGGACGAGAGCAGAAUUGGAGAAGGAGGCCAUUCGCAGACCGAAUAAGAGGUUCUUGAAGGGCGUGUUGGGGCACGUGGAGGCGCAUAAUAGGGCGGUCAUACGAGCGCAGAGGCACAGGUUCGAGAGUUCUGGAAGCGGUCCGGAUCGGAGGACGAGGGAGAGGAGGAGCGGGGAGGAGGUAGACGAGGAUGAGGAGGACGACAACGAAGAGCAAGAGAGGAGACAUAGAAGGAGUAGGCAGGAAAAGGAAACGGACCGAGAUCGACUACGAGAGCGAGAUCGUCCGAGGCACAAACCUCGCCACCGAGAUCGGGACAGGGACGGCGAUCCCGGCGAUGAAGGACGACACCGCUCGAGUCGACGGAGCGAGGACGAUCAUGACAAAGCACGAUCGGAUGGGCGGAGAGAUGACGAUGACACGAAUCACCGAACGAGUAAGCAAAGAGACGAGCAUAGGGAACAUCGGCACCGCAGAAUCAAGGACGAGCAUCAAGAUCGACAUCGAGAACGAUCGGAUAAACACCGACCCCGCGAGGAUGACAAAGAUCGGUACGUUCCAGUUCCUUGCUCCGUGUCAAUCGACGUCGAACAUUAAGCUGACACCGGCCCCGCAUUUCCAGGUCCUCCACCAAAACCGCAUCGAACGACGCCGGGCCCAUCGCUCACACCACCGCUGGCGUCCCUUCGAAAAUGGACAAAUAUUUCGCCCCCGAUUACGACCCUUUAUUCGACGUGUCAGUAGAGAACGACCUCACCGACCCUACGACCCGCCUCAUCGCUCCUGGGGCAUUCGAUGAAUGGGAUACCAUGCUGAAAACGAUCAAGGAGAAGGAGGAGAGGAAGCGGGAGGAGAAGGAGGGUAGGAGGAGGAGAAAGGAGAGGGACAAGGAAGGACGGAGGAGGGAGAGGAGGAGGAGAAGGGGGGAGAGUGUUAGUUCGUCAGAUGAAGGGGCUGGUGGAGAGCACGAAGGGAGGCAGGGCAAGAAGAUCAAGGUGGGCGAGGGGAAGGGGUUGAUGGAGGUGGAGUAUACCAGAGUCGGAGGUACGAGGGAAUGGGACAGGGGGAAGGAGCAUCUGUCCUAG
Molecule: messenger RNA, 1340 nt
Organism: Microbotryum saponariae
Lineage: Eukaryota; Fungi; Basidiomycota; Microbotryomycetes; Microbotryales; Microbotryaceae
Source: the annotation of a GenBank genome assembly